AUGGAGGGGGACAUGGAUGUCGACCGGCCCCCACACGACAAGAAGACUGGCUCGGGAGAGGAUCUAGGGGAACACGGACUCCUAGUGAGGGGGGAGGCGGGGAAGAACACGGGGUCGGUGUCUUACCUGCUGUCUCCCUCCACAGGUGCUGCUACCUCUCAAGAACUUCAGAGAACGGGUGAAUCCCCGACGUCGGGUCACUUGCUCCCCCUCACUCCAGCCCUUGCUGGCAGUACUGCCUCUGAGCAGUCUGUUCUGCACUCGGGACAAAGACCUACAGACCCCCCGAAACCUACCGAGACCCAAAAGCCAAAACGCCGCUGCACCACCACUCACCGUUCCAGUGCAGUCCACAAACCUCUAGACAACUCCACCACCUCAGACCACGGAAGCUCUACCGCUCGGCCUGAAGCUCCUCCCACUUCCAAGCAGAGCCCCAGCCAUCAAGGGCAAACCCCGGUGAUCCGGAACGGACGCUCUGCCGAUAAUGCUAGCUCUGCUGAGGCACACAGAGGAUCAGCCGACUUGGGACCUCCAACCCCAACAACCAAGAGCAAGACAACUUGUCUCAAGUCUACAGCAAGCAGGUCAACAGCAACCAAAAGGCCAGCUACAAGUGUAAGGCCAUCGGAAAAGGCGAGCACUGUUUUAGGGAACAAGAGCAGCGCCUCACGCAAGACCACAAAUCCUUUCCAUGACUCCGUCAGUUCAGAGGUCAACAGGGAAACCACACCUUCCUCAGAAAAAACCACAGAAGCCUCAAGGUCAUCAGACAAAGCUACUGGGACCCCCAAGAAGUCAGAAGGAACUACAGAUUAUGGAAAUACACAUAUGUCAGACACGACCCUGAGGACUGCCCAACACAUGAAGACCACAUCAGCUGCCAAGACCACAGCACCCCUGGUAAAGCCUACAAGGCCUGGAGACUUGACCACAUUCUCCAACAAGAAGAUUGUAAGUACUCAAGAAACCCCCACAGGUGCCCAAGACACACCUGUCCCUCCAGAACAUGAAGGAAAGAUCACAGUGGUCAGUGAGGUCACGGGUGUACAGGGACAGCCCACAGGACAUAAAGAAGAGACCACGCUAACUGAUGGGAAGAUCAUGAAUACCCAAGAAGCCCCUACAGGGCAUGGACAGAAGACCACAGCAGCCAACGAGAAGACUACAGAUGACCAAGAAACCCCUACAGGGCAUGGACAGAAGACCACAGCAGCCAACGAGAAGACUACAGAUGACCAAGACGCCCCUACAGGACAUGGACAGAAGACCACAUCAGCCAACGAGAAGACUACAGAUGACCAGGAAACCCCUACAGAGCAUGGACAGAAGACCACAGCAGCCAACGAGAAGACUACAGAUGACCAAGACGCCCCUACAGGGCAUGGACAGAAGACCACAUCAGCCAACGAGAAGACUACAGAUGACCAGGAAACCCCUACAGGGCAUGGACAGAAGACCACAUCAGCCAACGAGAAGACUACAGAUGACCAAGAAGCCCCUACAGGACAUGGACAGAAGACCACACCAGCCAAUGAGAAGACUACAGAUGACCAGGAAACCCCUACAGGGCAUGGACAGAAGACCACAGCAGCCAAUGAGAAGACUACAGAUGACCAAGAAGCCCCUACAGGGCAUGGACAGAAGACCACAUCAGCCAACGAGAAGACUACAGAUGACCAAGACGCCCCUACAGGGCAUGGACAGAAGACCACAUCAGCCAACGAGAAGACUACAGAUGACCAAGAAGCCCCUACAGGGCAUGGACAGAAGACCACACCAGCCAACGAGAAGACUACAGAUGACCAGGAAAUCCCUGCAGGACAAGAAGAGACCACAUCAGCCAACAAGGAGACCGUAAGUACUCAAGAAGCAUCUACAGGACAUGAGGAAGAGCCCACAUUGGCCAACGAGAAGGUCACAGGUGCCCAAGGGAAGCCCACAGGACAUGAGGAAAAGACCACACCAGGCCAUAGGACAAUCACACAUACCCAAGAAACCCCUACAGGGCAUGAAGAAGAGCCCACGUUGGCCAAUGCAAACAGCAUAAGUACCCAAGAAACCCCUAUGGAACACGAAAGGACCACAUUAGUCAGUGAGAAGACCACACCAUUCCCAGUAGAGCCUACAGGACAUGAAGCAAAGAUCACAUCAGUGCACGGGACUAUGACACAAGUCCUAACAAAGUCCACAGAAAACCCGGAAAAGACCACAUCAGCCACAAGUGUCUCCCAAAAGCAUACAGGACACCCAAAGAAUACCACACUGGCCACUGAGACCGGAAAAUCCUCAAUGCAGUCCACGGAAAACCCAGCAAAAACAGCAGCCGCCACAGAAAGCACACGACCUGUAGGCAGGAUUACAACAAAGAGAUCCAUCACUACUUCCUGUUUAAAUAAAACUGCAGUCACCCAUCAGGUACCCACUGGGUCCUCUACAAACACCACAGCUAGACUGGACCCAGGUUCUGUCAUGUCAGAAGUUCCAGGCAACAAGAGCCAUGGCCAUCAGGAUAAAGACGUCACCCAGGAAGGUGCCCACGCUGGAGAAACGGGAGGGAACGAUCCCUUCCCUGCGUGGGCCAUAGUCAUUGUGGUCCUGGUGGCUGUGAUCCUCUUCCUGAUGUUCCUCGGCCUGAUCUUCCUGGUCUCCUAUCUGACUCGAACGCGCCGUGUACGGACCCAGGACGCCGAGGACAACGAGCCGGACGACGAGGGGGGCCCCAACUCCUACCCGGUCUACCUGAUGGAGCAGCAGACUCUCGGCACCGGCCAGAUCCCCUUCCCACGGUGACGGCUGAGGAGCUGCCACGCCCACAUCUUCCACGCGCUUCCGUCCUGGACGACGACUGAGACUCAACAUGUCGAUUUCGUGGACUCCAGGAAGGGCAGAAAGGACGGACAGCAUGAACUCUCCAUCUGCUGCUGCUUCUCCGCUGAGACCUGCUGGGAGGAGGUGAUUAGCAAGAAGGCUUUAGACUGGGAGGCAAGAGAAGAAAGAAUGAACAACACAGGCUAGCGCUCUCUGUAGGAGGCGAUGGCCGGAGGAUGAAGAGGGACCUGUGGGGUGAAGACCAACGCAGGACACUGGGACCUGGGCCACACCUGAUGGAGGGAGCCGCAGAAAGGCCACGCCCUCACUGUCUUGGUGGGUGGGGGCCGCGGGAAGUGGGGACCACGAGGGCAGAGCCCGCAAUUCGUGACUGAUGUAGAAACAGACUUGUCUCUGACUUCCCUGGACCCUUGCUUUUCUUUCUCUUUUUAAUGAAAAUACAAAAAGCAGAACAACAAAAGAAGCUAUGAAGAAAAGAGGAUUUCUUUCCUUCUCCCUCCUCUCCAUGCCCUGGAGCGAGGAAGAUUCCAGAGAGAAGACCACGGACCUUGCACCCGGGGUUCUUCACUCUUGCUCCGCGCAAGCCUUCUCCGCGGCCUCCUCCCUGGGUUGGCUCGCUGGGCUGUGGGGCUGCACAAGGAGGGGAUUUCUGCUCACGCUGCAGCCUCGGCCGCCUGGGAGCACGCCACGCCCUCCCAGAUGGCGCUCCCCGCUCGGCUUGUUUUUCUGUCUCUUUCUGCAAAAGUCAUUGGUGGCUUUAUCUCGUAGGACUCAUCUGUGUUCCCUGCUGCCCCUGUCCUCCUACACCUUCACCCCAAAUGCUGGCUCUCCUGCUUGCUGGCCUCCAUCUGCACGUGCCUUCUGGAUUUUUCUCUGCCCCUCCACCUGUCACUGAGAGGGCAAAGGGGGCCGAGUGGAGUGGACAGAUCACAG
Messenger RNA from Oryctolagus cuniculus (rabbit), 3765 nucleotides. The record is from RefSeq and is a predicted model, not a curated record. Lineage: Eukaryota; Metazoa; Chordata; Mammalia; Lagomorpha; Leporidae.